AUGGACCCAGCACCCAGAAUCCCACCACCGACGGAGGACGCGCUCGCCGUUCCCCCUUCCGAGGUGGAGGCGGAGCAGCACCACCACCACAUGUACAUCUUCGCUCGGUUGCGGCGGGUCCUUCCCCCACCCUCUCGGCGACGGUUAAAUGCCGUCUACGCGGCGAUGAUGAUAGCCAUGCUCAACUACCUAGUCAUGUCGCUAAUCUACACCACGGCCUUUGUGGGUUCCAUCAUAGCGGGCCUAUCAAACGUCUGGAUAACCGACCGUAUCGGCUUUGGUCUCGCCUGUGUACUUGGAGCCUUGGCAUACGUUAUAAGCUACCUCCUCUGCGGGACUGGGGCACCAUAUGCCGUCUUCCUGGUCGGGUACGCGUUCAACGGAUUUGGCCUUUCAUUGCUCGAUGCCCAAGUGAAUAAUAUCACUUCCCGCCUCCCGAAUGCCGGUACCAAGAUGGCUUUCGUACAGGCCUGUUUUGGGUUGGGUGGGACCCUAGCACCGUUCCUCUCGACUGCUUUUGCAGCGCACGUCGACAAGGCAUGGUAUUACUACUUUGUGGCCAUGGGUGUUUCGAUGAUUGCCCUGGUGGUGAUGCUGGUGGCGUUUGAUAUGCGGACAGAGGAGCAGCUCAUCCAGCCGGAGAACUGGGAGGCGGGGGAGAAGUUGGAGACGGCGGAGGAGCGGGAGCACGCAGAAGCGGCUGCGGCGGCGGCUGCAUUCAGGCUAUCUGAGUCAGCAGCUGCGCAGGCCGAGCUGAAUGAAAAAAGCGCAGAGGCCAAAUCCGAGACCGAAGCUGAGGCCGAUACCAAAGCCGAGCCCACGCCCACAACCCCACGCUCACCCGCGCCCAAGAAACCCGCAUCCUCGGGACGCAAAAUGAAGCGCAUCUUCGCCACGCCGGCCGUCUGGGCCCUCAUGGGUUUCAGCUUUCUCUACAUCGGUGUCGAGGUCGCCAUCUCCUCCUGGAUGACCUCGUUCCUCAUUGAGAAACGCGGUGGUAACGCCAACUCGGGGUACGCCGUCACCGGUUUCUGGGGAGGUAUGACUGUUGGCCGCGUCGCUCUCCUCCCCAUCACCAAUAGGCUGGGAUACCAGCCGUCCAUCUAUCUUUACUCGGCCAUCGCGCUCGCCCUCGAACUCGUCGUCUGGUUCACCAACAGCCUCGUCGGAAAUGGCGUGUGCUUUGCGUUUGUGGGAUUCUUCCUCGGGCCAGUGUAUCCCAACGCACUUAUGGUCAUUGCUGAGACGCUCGACGACGAUCUGCGUGGCGGCGUCAUGGGGUUGAUGGGGAGUAUUGGGGGCGCUGGAGCCGCUGCGCUCCCCAUGAUGGCCGGGGGGAUUGCCGACCGCUUCGGCAUUUGGACGCUCCAGCCGGUCGCGGUUGCUCUUAUUGCUGCCUACACCGCGCUGUGGGCGACCGUGCCGCGGAAGCGCAUCAAAUCGCUGAUCAGCGAGUAA
This is a messenger RNA of Cutaneotrichosporon cavernicola, 1458 nucleotides long. RefSeq lists its product as uncharacterized. Gene Ontology annotation, molecular function: transmembrane transporter activity. Gene Ontology annotation, cellular component: membrane. The record is from RefSeq and is a predicted model, not a curated record. The transcript is spliced from 5 exons. Gene Ontology annotation, biological process: transmembrane transport. Lineage: Eukaryota; Fungi; Basidiomycota; Tremellomycetes; Trichosporonales; Trichosporonaceae. Bases 1 to 1458 code for a protein of 485 amino acids.